UUGGAAAUGUACUUGUAUUGGAUAUUGAGCAAAAUAAAAUAUAGUUAAAAUAAAAAUAAACUAUUUAAUUGAUAGUUUCGAAAAUGAACGUCAUACUUACGAGUUUGGAGGCUCUAGUCUUAAAAGCAACACAUGAAUCGCUGCCAUAUCCUGAUGCGGCAGCUAUGGAAGCGUUCUGCGCCGUCAUGCGUGACUCUCCAGAUGGUCCCCAGCUUGCAGCGCAGGCACUAGCGGCUCGCAUACAUUCUUUGAAUGCGACAGAGGCACUUCUAGCUCUAGUCAUGUUAGACCGAUGUAUGCGCCGCUGUGAUGCUAAUUUCCAUGCUGAAGUUGGCAAAUUUCGAUUUCUUAACGAGAUGAUUAAGCUAGUAUCGCCUAAAUACUUUGCCGAUAGGACCUCUCCAGAUGUUCGCAAAAGGGUUCUACAACUGUUACAUGCCUGGUCUAUAGAGUACCCAAAGGAAACCAAGUUCAAAGUUGCCUACGAUAUGCUUAAAAAUCAAGGUGUUAUCAAAGAAACACCACCACCAUUACCUCCUGAGGAUAACGGGCUGAGUGCUCCACCCAAAGCUAAAGUGGCUAUAUAUGAAGAUGAAGAACGAUCUAAAUUGUUACAAAAAUUACUUCAGAGCAAAAAACCAGAGGAUCUCCAACAUGCAAAUAGAUUGAUUAAAACAAUGGUGCGAGAAGAGGAAAGGCGCACUGAAGCAAACAGCCGACGGGCCCAAGAGGUAAGCGCUGCAUUAGACAGCGCGGGCUUACUGCGAGACAUGCUGGAACAUGCUCAAGAUGCCUCGGCGGAUGAAGAGCAACUGAUUCACGAGCUGCUCUCCAAUUGUGCUAGACAGCGUCCCAUUUUGCAGCGGCUGGCUUCCAGUGACACGCAGACUGAGAACUUGAGUGACAUAUUACACGCAAACGACGUAAUAGAAGACGUGUUCGAAAAAUACAACAUGUAUAUUUUAGAAAAGAGGUUCAAAUCCAAGCAAUCGAACGCGCGGAGUUCGAAUAGUUUGUUAGAUUUUGCUGGAUCCAACGUACAUACGAACGAGGAAGAAAAGCCAAAGAAUGGAGCAAGUCGCGCCAUGGACGAUUUGGGAGAUAUAUUUUGUAACAACAGCAGUACCAGUAAUAUUGCUGAACUACUGAAGCCUGUAAAUUUAAUGUCAACUGACGACGCAGAACCGCUGGGAGAAAAGGAAAAGAAAGUCGAGGGUUGGAAUGAAUUGGAUUCACUCGGCGAGAAACUAUUGAAAGAAUCACUUCCUGAUAACGUGCGACGCGUCGAUCACUUUAAUAAUAAGCACACGAAGAAAAUCCCGAUGAACGCAUUAGAAAAGUCCUCACCAAAACAUGACGCACAAGUCACAUGCAGCACUGCGUUGCUGGAUCUGGAUUUCUUCACUGCGAAGCCCGAAGAAAAGCUAUCUCCACCAGCACAUUCCUCGAAGACGAUUACCCCGAACGACGACGUCAUGGUGGACAUAAGCUCAGAUGACAAAACCACAACUAAUACUUUAAAUGAUAAGUUUAACUUAAAACCGGACAGUCCUUUGGACAAUAUAUUAGAUAUAGGACUACCUUUAGAAGAAAAUGCCAAAACUGUGACGCUUGUAGAUAAUAAGGCCGGCAGGAAUCAAGAGGAGGAAUAUUCACCGAGAGUCCCUUGUAGACCAUUGUACGAUAUAAAUGUGACGUUCCAGAAUGUUCAUCCCAGCAAGGUCCCCCCAUUGACAGCGUACGAGGGGAAUGAGGGCAUGACAGUGGUGCUCCACUUUUGUAAAGACAAACCCCGUCCGGACGUGACCGUUAUAGUUGUUUCCACGACAAGCAAAAACAGCUGCAAGAUCGAGGACUACAAGUUUCUUGCGUCGGUUCCACAGGAUUACAAAGUCCGAAUGUUAACCCCAUCGGGCACCACGUUCCCGCCGUACAACCCGUUCCUGCCGCCACCCGCCAUCACACAACUGAUGCUGGUGGCAGCGCCCGAAGAUGCACCACCACCGCACCUCAAGUUCGUAAUCACGUACACCUGCGGGAACGACCUCAUGACUGAACUCGGGCAGGUGCCCAAUUUGCCGCUUGAAAACAUUUAGAGAGAGUGAAAUUAUUUAAUAUUUAUAUUUUAUAAGAACGGUCGCAAAUAACAAAGAGGUUGUAAUAUUUUAGUAUGUAGCCGGGCUCAGGUAUAUUAUAUACUAAGCGCAAUUUUUUUUUUCUGAUAAAUUCGGUCACGCUUAAAACCUGUAUUAACCGCUUACAUUACGAAUAAGAAUUAUCUAUCUAUCUAUCUUGUAAUGAGGCCCAGCUUCAGCGGAUGCACUUCGACCCUUGCGAGGUCCUUGUAUCCCCCUCACCCUAAAUAGCUUCAAAAAUCCACUCUAAGAGUUUGACUGAAGCUUUUAGGUUGGAGGCACAGUAAUCCUCUGGUUUUGGAUAGGCCACUCCCAAGAGGUCCAACCGCUUCCUAGCCAAUCCGUCGCAUUCACGAAGCAAAUGUUCCAUGGAACGAAUAAGAAUUAGAUAAGACCAGAGCGCUAUCGGAGUAUUAUUAAUAAACGCCUUACUUGUUCUGCAUUUAGUUCUCAGUAAAAGUGAAAUAAAACAUUCCAUUCAGUGAGAAUAGAGAUUUUCGCAAAUAAGGCUUAGUUACUAUUUGCGGUCCAUUGGACUGCAUGUGAUAGGUCAUAUUAUGGUGUCACCUGGAGGAAGGAGGUCGCACACUUUAAGUACAAUAUUCUCGAGUACUUUCAGUACUCAGUUUUUAUAAUAAUUAUGACACCGUUGUAUUUAAGAAAGCUCCAGAACGUAGAAUGUUUGAUUGGCUGAUGGUCUUAGUAAAAAAUACGAUGAUUUAUAAAUAGGUCCGACUUCCGUACAGAUUAAAAUUCGCCUUAUUUUGCCUAUCGGCCUUAUUUUGUCUUAUUGGCGGCCGUUCUAAAAGUAUAGCAGUUACUUGUUUUCCGCGUCCUAAAGCCUAGGAAAAAAAGAAGUACAUUUCGAUUGGUAUUUGUACUUGAAAGUGUCACGUGCAUGCGUUAAGACUUUCUUUUUAAUGUUAUGUAAAUUGGUCUGUGGUUUAAAGAAGUUAAAAUUAGGUGUAUUCACUUAAUUUUACCUAAAAUAUGAUCUCGUCAUACAAACCGUAACCAAAGGAAAUGAAAGCUCUUCCGUUUGGAUAUUUCAAAGCUGGACGUGCAAAAAUAUUUUUAGCUUAAAAGUUAUUCAAAUAAACGAUCUGACGAUUUAGUUUAGUGAAUAGAGUACCAUGGAAGUCAUUGCAUCAUUACCAUCGAAUAUUCUGAUUUUUUAAAUUUAAAAACUGCGGAUAGCGAGUAUACUGAUCCAAUAUAUAUAGCGUAAAUCAAACAUUUUAAUCGCAGAUGUGCCCAGACCCAACCAACUAGCUAUUGGGUAAUAAUUAUUAAGUAAAAUAAUGAUAGUCAUCUCUAAAUAAUAAACCAAAUAUACCUGUAUAAUAUUAAUAAAAAAACAUUUAUUUUCCAAAUAUACCAUUGGCUAUCAAAAUCAAAUAACAAUGAUUUUUAACCGCUGACAUUACGAAAAAGUAUUAGAUAAGACCAGAAGCGUCAGGUUUCAGAAAUGUAAGCGAUCUUAUAAACGCCUUACACGCUCUGCAAGUACACGUUGCUGUAAAUAAAAGUGAGACAAAACAUUCAGCGUGAGAAUAUAGAUCGUCGCAAAUAAGGCUUAGUUACGCUUUGCGGUCCUGCUGCUGUCAUAUGCGUAAAGAAUAUUAAUUCAGUUCUCAGCCGCUCGAAAAAACAACGAGUUUGUGCGGUGCGGUCAAAAUGGUAGUUACGUUAUGUAACAGCUAAAUCAGUUUUAGUGCUUUUGUUAUAUAUUUUUAGGAAUCCACAUAAAUCGAAAUCCAGUUCCUUAUCUAACUGUUCGCAAAUGUCGAUUAAAUUGGAUGAUCGUAUAUGUACUGUUUAUAUCUAAGUUUCUAUGGGAACGGGGAUUAUUAUCAGACAGAACUAUUUAAAAAUAAACUAUUUAAUUGAUUAAUCAUUUAUUAAUCUUUAACAUACUCGAAAAUAAUAAGAUCUGUCCAACGGUUUCCUAUUCAUAAUGGGAUCGUUUUAAACCUAAAACUAAAUAUAUUAUACCGAUCGACAUGUCAGGGCAAUUUCUUUGAUUGAAAUCUUUGGCGCAUAUGCUUUUUAAUAUCGAUGUAAUUAAUAAUAAUACUAGUAAGUAUAUAUGUCGGUGAAAUUUCUACGGGUGAACCAAAAGUAAAUAAAUCUAAUCAUUGAACAUUUUUGUUAAGUUUUGGUUUUCCCGAAUAGUCACCAACCUAUGUGAAUGUUAACUAUUGCAUUUAUUCGUAAGAUUCUAGUCUGAAAACAGGUCUAAACAUUCCUGUAUUUACUUU
Pararge aegeria (speckled wood butterfly) is the source of this 4396-nucleotide messenger RNA. It is a transcript of the gene Gga, whose product is annotated as ADP-ribosylation factor-binding protein GGA2. The record is from RefSeq and is a predicted model, not a curated record. Bases 84 to 2096 code for a protein of 670 amino acids. Gene Ontology annotation, cellular component: trans-Golgi network. Lineage: Eukaryota; Metazoa; Arthropoda; Insecta; Lepidoptera; Nymphalidae. Gene Ontology annotation, biological process: intracellular protein transport; vesicle-mediated transport. Gene Ontology annotation, molecular function: small GTPase binding; ubiquitin binding; phosphatidylinositol binding. The transcript is spliced from 9 exons.